AUGGGAUACGAGGGCGUGACGAACGGGCGAUGUGCCGGGCACGGAACCCCAGGGCACGGGCGCAUUCACACACUGGGCUUGCUAAAGGGGCACUGGCACCGUGGCAUCAGCGAAACCCUCACUGGCACCUGCCCCACGCCCACCCAACCAAAGCCACGAACUCCCCCACCUCCCCUGCCUGCUAGCAUCACACCCCCUCCCACCGCCUGCACAAACCCCACCUGCCACACUUAUGAACCCAAUCUUCCCAAAGUAAAACCUUCUCGAAUCCCCGACCCUAGAACAAGCCAGCGGACGCCCCAACAACGCCCGAAACUUCAGAAUGUAAUACAGGAAGCCUUCAAUAUUUACUUUAAAGCUGAGGAAGUUCAACCUCCCCCCAUUUCACCUUACCUUUCCUAUUCCUACGCCAAUAAAACUCCAAAGUACCCUGACAGCUUCCAUUAG
Penaeus monodon (black tiger shrimp) is the source of this 447-nucleotide messenger RNA. RefSeq names its product lysine-rich arabinogalactan protein 19-like. The record is from RefSeq and is a predicted model, not a curated record. Bases 1 to 447 code for a protein of 148 amino acids. The transcript has 3 exons. Lineage: Eukaryota; Metazoa; Arthropoda; Malacostraca; Decapoda; Penaeidae.